AAUAAAGCCUUUCACAUCUCUGCAACAUUAAAUUUCCUUUUUCUCUGCUUAGGUAUCAUUCUACAAAUAAGUUUCUAAUCCUCCAACGAAUAAGUUUAAGAAGGAGAAAACAGGGAUUUCUAUAUGGUAUAAAAACGAUGUUUGGCUACAAGAUUUUCGUCCUCUUCAUUUUGGGGUUUCUACUUUUUGAUGAUACCAUCCUUCAUUGCAGAGCUUGGUUUCGGCACUACCGUUUCGUUGUUAGAGAAACUCCCUACACAAGACUCUGUGAAACGAAGAAGAUAUUGACAGUGAAUGGACAAUACCCUGGACCAACUAUCCAUGUGCACAAAGGAGAGACAAUUGUUGUUGAUGUCUAUAACAUGGGAAAUUACAACAUCACUCUUCACUGGCAUGGUGUGAAACAACCAAGAUUUCCAUGGUCAGAUGGCCCGGAAUACAUCACUCAAUGUCCAAUUCAACCGGGUUCUAAUUUCAGCCAAAAGGUUAUAUUUUCGACAGAGGAAGGAACUCUUUGGUGGCACGCUCAUAGCGAUUGGUCACGAGCAACCGUACACGGUGCUAUUAUUGUCUAUCCCAAGCAUGGGACUGGCUACCCUUUCCCCCUGCCUUUCGAAGAAGUGCUCAUACAAUUAGGGGAGUGGUGGAAGAAGGAUGUGAUGGAGAUUAUAACGGAGGCUCUUGCAACCGGAGGAGACCCAAAUAUAUCGGAUGCUUUUACCAUCAACGGUCAACCCGGUGACCUCUACCCAUGCUCCAAACCCGGAACAUUCAACCUAAAUGUGGUUCAGGGUGCGACCUACCUCCUGCGCAUAAUUAACGCUGCCAUGAGCGACAUCCUUUUCCUCUCUGUGGCAAACCACAGUCUCACAAUCGUAGGAACCGGCGCCAGCUACACCAAGCCAUUCACGACAAAUUACAUUACAAUCUCACCCGGCCAAACCAUCGAUGCCUUGUUACUCGCAGACCAACUGCCCGAUCGCUACUACAUUGCCGCUAGAGCUUAUGCUAGCGGUGUCAACGUCUCUUUCGAUAACACCACCACUACUGCUGUUGUUCAGUACUACGGACAAUACUACCCUCUUCAACCGCCUUCCUUACCAUAUCUCCCCAGUUACAAUGACACAUUUGCAUAUUUUAAUUUCAGUAGGAGCCUUCGAAGCUUGGCUAGCGAAAGCCACCCGAUUGAUGUUCCAUUAAACGUCACCACUCAAUUGAUUUCAACUGUUUCCGUGAAUACAAUCCCUUGCGCUGAUAAUUCAUGUGAUGGACCAAACGGGACCCGAUUAGCUGCCAGCAUGAACAACAUAAGCUUCGUGACCCCAUCAAUUGACAUACUACAAGCUUAUUAUAGUAACAUUAGCGGGGUGUUUGGAGAUCAGUUUCCGCAUGUUCCUCCAUUUAUUUUCAAUUUCACAGCCAAUUAUCAGCCGUUGAUUUUGGAGGUACCGAAUAGAGGCACGGAAGUGCUUGUACUGGAUUAUGAGUCCACGGUUGAGCUUGUUUUGCAAGGGACGAGUUUGGUUGCAAGUAUAGAGCAUCCGAUGCAUCUCCAUGGGUACAGUUUUUAUGUGGUCGGGUCGGGUUUUGGAAACUAUGACAAAGAUAAGGACCCGUUAACGUUUAACUUGGUCGACCCGCCGCUCCAGGAUACAAUUGCUGUGCCGAAGAAUGGCUGGACAACCAUUAGAUUCAGGGCAAACAAUCCAGGAGUUUGGUUUAUGCAUUGUCAUUUUGAGCGUCACGCCUCGUGGGGGAUGGAGAUGGUGUUCAUUGUGAAGAACGGCAGGGACUCCAAUACAACUUUGCUGCCACCACCGCCGGAUAUGCCACCUUGCUGAAUCUUUUGGAAAUUCCUCUAACUUCAGAAAUCAAAGUUUAUUUGCAGAAUGUUCUAUUCCAAAGAUAUUGUGUUUUUUCCAUAGCAAGUAGCAGAAAAUAUUGAUUUUCCUGCGGAUUAAACUUGGACGGGAUCUUGCUUCACGCACUCUAUACAUAACGAAUACCAUGCUCGAAAUUAGUUAU
Messenger RNA from Rhododendron vialii, 2025 nucleotides. Its product is annotated as laccase-15-like. Gene Ontology annotation, cellular component: apoplast. The coding region runs from base 138 to 1841 and encodes 567 amino acids. The transcript has 6 exons. NCBI's taxonomy places the organism in Eukaryota, Viridiplantae, Streptophyta, Magnoliopsida, Ericales, Ericaceae. The record is from RefSeq and is a predicted model, not a curated record. Gene Ontology annotation, molecular function: copper ion binding; hydroquinone:oxygen oxidoreductase activity. Gene Ontology annotation, biological process: lignin catabolic process.